Melopsittacus undulatus (budgerigar) is the source of this 2230-nucleotide messenger RNA. RefSeq names its product F-box protein 31 (gene FBXO31). Gene Ontology annotation, molecular function: protein binding. Gene Ontology annotation, cellular component: SCF ubiquitin ligase complex. The coding region runs from base 1 to 1698 and encodes 565 amino acids. The record is from RefSeq and is a predicted model, not a curated record. NCBI's taxonomy places the organism in Eukaryota, Metazoa, Chordata, Aves, Psittaciformes, Psittaculidae. Gene Ontology annotation, biological process: SCF-dependent proteasomal ubiquitin-dependent protein catabolic process. The transcript is spliced from 10 exons.
AUGGCGGUGUGCGCUCGGCUAUGCGGCGUGGGCCCGGCCCGCGGCUGCCGCCGGCGGGGAGCGGCGAGGGAGCAGCGGCGCGGUGGGGCCGGGGACAGCGAACCGGACACCGACACCGACCCCGAGGAGGCAGGCGGCGGUGGAUCCGAGGAGGACGACGAGGCGGCGGAGCGCAUUGAGGGCGGGCGGCCGCUGCCGCACCCCGCCGAGCCCGGCCCGGCCGGGCGGGCCCCGCUGUCCAUCCUGGAGCUGCCCCCUGAGCUCCUGGUGCAGAUCUUCGGCUCCCUGCCCGGUACCGACCUGCCCAGCCUGGCCCGUGUCUGCACCACGUUCCGCCGCAUCCUCCGCACUGACACGAUCUGGCGGCGGCGCUGCCGUGAAGAAUACGGGGUCUGUGAAAACCUGCGGAAGUUGGAGAUCACAGGAGUGUCCUGUCGAGAUGUUUAUGCCAAGCGUAUAAACCCAAGAGUGAAGUCGGGGCGUUUUAUGAAAAUCCUUCCCGACUACGAGCACAUGGAGUACAGAGAUGUUUACACCUGCCUGCUGCACCGAUACCGACACAUCCUGGGCUUAUGGCAGCCGGACAUCGGGCCCUAUGGGGGACUGCUGAACGUGGUGGUAGAUGGUUUGUUCAUCAUUGGGUGGAUGUACUUGCCACCUCAUGACCCUCAUGUUGAUGAUCCAAUGAGGUUCAAACCUCUCUUCAGGAUUCAUCUCAUGGAGAGGAAGGCUGCAACGGUUGAGUGUAUGUAUGGUCAUAAGGGACCUCAUAAUGGCCAUAUCCAGAUUGUAAAGAAGGAUGAGUUCUCCACGAAAUGCAACCAGACAGACCACCAUCGGAUGUCAGGGGGAAGACAAGAGGAAUUCCGGACCUGGCUACGGGAAGAGUGGGGUCGAACUCUGGAAGACAUCUUCCAUGAACACAUGCAAGAGCUCAUUUUAAUGAAGUUCAUCUACACCAGCCAAUAUGACAACUGCCUGACAUACCGACGCAUCUACCUCCCUCCUAGUAGCCCUGAUGACCUUAUAAAGCCAGGUCUCUUCAAAGGAACCUAUGGGAGCCACGGGCUGGAGAUUGUCAUGUUGAGCUUUCAUGGGAAGAAAGCAAAGGGGACUAAAAUCACUGGAGAUCCCAACAUCCCAGCAGGACAGCAGACUGUGGAGAUUGACCUGGCACAUCCUCUGCACCUGCCUGACAUUGAGAACCUCCGUGACUUCAGUGAGCUCUCUCGCAUUGUCCUGGAGGUCCAGGAGCAGGUGCGUCGGGAAGAGCAGGAACAGGAACACCGGCAGGAGGAAGAGGACUCCUCCCAGCCUGCUGCAAAGCCCUUGGGAGAAGAAGGUGCUGAGGGGGAGAACACCGCAGCAGGAGCGGAAGGGUCAACCCAGGACAAGGCUCCAGCUUCCCAGCCCUUCGUGCUGCCCAUAGGAGUCAUAUCAAGGAAUGAAGACUACCCCCGGACCUGCCGAAUUUGUUAUUAUGGAACGGGGCUUAUUGCUGGCCACGGCUUCACCAGCCCCGAGAGAACACCAGGUGUGUUUGUUCUCUUCGAUGACGACCGCUUCGGAUUCAUCUGGCUGGAGCUCAAGUCCUUCAGUCUCUACAGCCGGAUCAAGGUGGCCUUCCAGAAUGCUGAAGCACCUUCCCGUGAGGCUUUUGAUGAAAUGCUGAAGAACAUUCAGUCACUGGCUACUUGACGGGUAGUGAUGGACAGGGCUAGGGGUUGCAAAGGCUGCUGCACUCCCCCAGCCAGAGCUUAGAUGGGGAUUCCUUGCUCUUGGUACCUCUGAAGAAAAGCAUGCACUUUUAAUAAAGCCUUUUAACCCCAAAUGUACACAUCCCGGUUAAAAUAUCCAUGACUGUCCUUUCCUCCCUGCCACUCCACACUGCUCCCUAGCAGUUCUUGUUACCCAGUCUGUAACAUAGCUUUGUAUAGCUGAAGGGAUCCUGCAGAGGAGGAAACAGACCUUUCUUAUUGCAGAAAAAGAAUGUAUUGGAACAAAAGUAACUCGAGGUCAGAGUUGGAUCAGAACAACAUCUAAUUGACAGGAUGGACACAAGCCCUCUGCUCUGACCAUUAGCAGUCUCCUGUGGAAAGAGGUCUUCUGCAAGGAGGGGGCUCAUUUAAAGCCUUUGCUACACUGUAGGAUGAUCUGUCCUCCUGGGAGACUUGCUUUACUGUCCUGAAAAGCUGUGUAGUCCCCAUCUGCAAACUGAGUGGCUGCUUAA